Molecule: messenger RNA, 3260 nt
Organism: Odontomachus brunneus
Lineage: Eukaryota; Metazoa; Arthropoda; Insecta; Hymenoptera; Formicidae
Gene: Crk
Product: adapter molecule Crk
Exons: 3
Coding region: 634-1512 (292 amino acids)
Molecular function (GO): protein binding
Source: RefSeq, a predicted model, not a curated record
GCAUCAGUUCAGCAGUGCAGCUGAAAAGAACAGAUCACUAGUCUCGGCGACCAUUUUUGUGAGAUCCAGGCAAGUCCAGCUCGCCUCACGGGACGGGACUUCGCGCGACGAACGAGCGUCGAUGUAGCUUCCGUUGACUUUGCGCGAGCGACCGAGAACACGAGGAGUGAGCGUUCGCGUUCGUCGAUCGCGACUACGUCGAGCGACGUGAGAAACACGCCGAUGAAAGUCUGACACUGUCGGUCGGCCAACAUGUUGUCGACAAUACGCCGCCACGAGAUCGCACCGUGCGAGGCACGUUCAGCGGAUAACAAGUGAUUGACUUGAUCGCGCUCGCGCGAAGGAGGAAGAGGAGUGUUCCCGUGGGAGAUCCGGGACAGUUCCGCGCAGUUCCGUGCCGGCGAACGUGGUGAAAUCGCGCGACAGAUACAACAUCUGUGCCCCGUCGCCUGUGAUUUGCGAAGUCACUCGCAUUGCUGCUGCCGCGGCUGCCUCUUACUAUGCGGGCGUUUCGCCGACGGGCUCUCACUAUCGGCGCGGCCCCGUAACAGUGUAUUAAUUGAUAAUUGACGAGGGAAGAAGUUAUCGUUUCGCUGCUCUCGGACCGUGCGAUCGGGAAUAACGGGCGCGACAAUGGCUGCGACCUUCGAUCAGUACGACAAGUCUAGCUGGUACUUCGGUGCUAUGUCGCGACAGGAUGCUUCUGACUUGUUAAUGGGUGAGAAGGAAGGUGGUGUAUUUUUGGUGCGGGAUAGCACUUCCAUACAUGGUGACUUUGUGCUGUGUGUAAGGGAAGAUAGCAAAGUUAGCCACUAUAUCAUUAACAAGAUCCAACAAGGAGACCAAGUUCGGUACCGGAUAGGUGAUCAGAUGUUCCCUGACAUUCCUAGCCUUCUGGCCUUUUACAAAUUACACUAUUUGGAUACCACACCACUGAUCAGGCCUGCUCUGAAAAAAACGCAAAGGGUAAUCGCAAAGUACGACUUUGAAGGCAACGAUCCAGAUGAUCUACCCUUCAGGAAAGGUGAAAUACUCACUGUGGUGUCGAAGGACGAGGAGCAAUGGUGGACGGCUAGAAACAGUCUCGGCCAACUUGGCUCGGUACCUGUCCCGUAUGUUCAGAAAUACGACGAGGACAGCCACAUGAUAAUAGAGAACAAUUCACGACCGGAGAGCGGCGGUAGUUCGGGCUCCAACUCAAAGUCGGGGUCGGACACUCAGGUAUCGCAUCCAGAAGCGACACAGGCGGGCCAGGCGACGACCACGACCGUCACGCGAAGAUCGAACAUUCAGAGAACGCUACCGGCAUUCGCGAAAGUGAAACAGGCGAGGGUGCCGAACGCGUACGACAAGACCGCGUUGAAGUUGGAAGUAGGUGACAUAAUAAAAGUGACAAAGACUAAUAUUAACGGUCAGUGGGAGGGCGAGCUGCAUGGCAAGGUUGGGCACUUUCCAUUCACGCAUGUAGAAUUCGUAGACAAUGAGACCGGCGAGGACAAUCAGGAGAUUUAACAGAAGUUCUCCAAGUGCGAUGCACCGGGCGUGUGACAAAGGGGAGAGAAGAAAGAGGGAGAGAGAGAGAGAUAGAGAGACUCCUCCUGUAUUAUCAAUUUAGGUUACUAUAAUAACACCUAUUAUAUGUACCAUCGCGUAGAUGUGCUUACAUUGAGGUCCGAACAAUCACGUUACGUUCGAUACUGCCGCCGUCGCUAUAUACUCUACACGCUGAACAAACCCCAGGAUUCUUGUGCAAUACGGCGGAACAUGGAAGACGCUUAGAGGUUCACAUGGUUAGUACUCCCCCCCCCCUCCCGCAGUGUGUUAAUGAUUUAGUCACGCGUCAAUUCACAAUGUCUUACGUUACAUUUCGCUAAUUGCCCAAAGCACGAUCAUAAUUUUUAUGAAGUUUUAUUAGAUAUAUAGAUAUGUAAAGUGAAGUUAUAUAUGUUAGUAUGAUCUUAUAAUUUUAUGGAAAACGGGAAAAAAAAUCAUGUUUCAGAGAUGGAGAAGCAGCAAGCGCAAAUGAUUUUCUUUUUAACGCAAUAUUUAUAUAUGCAUAUAUAUAUAUAUAUAUAUAUAUAUAUAUAUAUAUAUAUAUAUUCUAGCGGUUUUAUAAUUUACAUUUUUAACAGAUCAAGCUGCGCGUGUAUUCUCACCUCUUUUCUCUUAGAUGUAUAUUAAAGUAGCGCACUAGUUUAACACUCACGUACACGUAGAUCUUUAUUGUUUUAUCGAUGGAUUUAUUGAACGUUCCGAACUCUAACGGUUGAGCGCACGAAGUUCUCUAUUCACGCUCGAUUAAGAGCAACCCACCACGGACUUGUUGAUUUUAUGAAGGAUUAUAUUGUCGACGAUAAUAAGCGUAUAAGUUAUAUCACGAAUUCUCAUAUUUAUGGAUAUCGCAAUGAAGGAAGGCAUGCUUCUCUCGUGAGACGUUUUGUUAGUAGGUGUACGUACGGUAUGGUACUACGGCUAUAUUAUUCCCGAGAUUGGGACAGGUAUAUUCCGCGCGCUGAAUAUAUAAUGUCUUCUAGUCAUACAGUGACUAUGAUGGAAAGCAUACUGUGCAUUUGUCAUUGUUUCGCCGCUGUGUUACUGACGCUUCCGAAUAUUGAAAUGUACGACAAGGAGGAGAGAACGACGAAACAGAGCUAAUUUCCGCGCAUGCUACGCAGAACGUCUCAUGGUACAUAUAAUAGCUGUUAGCCAUAGGUUGUGCCACAAAUGGAGCAACAAUCGUGUGCUAGAAAUUUGUAUUUAUAUAGAAUGAUGGAAAAGUUAAUUGUAUUUCAAAGAAUCGUUCAUAGUCGUACAGGACGCUCGUGAUCGUCGUCGUCGGGGAACUUUGACUUGGCGGUUAACUCGUGCAAAUAAAACUAAUUUUCGCUGGAAAACGGAUAAUCGUUUCCGGUGCGCGUCCGCUGUCAGAAUAUCCCUCCGAUGGCCGACGAUACCAGCUUGUAUACUGGGGCUAUAUACAAUAAAUUCUCGUACAAUAUAUUGUAGUACAUACUAAAAUACCCCAAAUGAGAAAGAAGCAAGCUUGUACCAUCUCGAUCAUAUUUACCGUCUCAUCGUAAUUUCGCGAUGCGAAUCUCUCCAUCGUAAAAAAUGAUUAAUAGUUCAGUCUCACAUCACUCGGUUACCUCACUCUAAAAUAUGUGCAUUUGACAUUUCCAUCAUCACGUCAUCGUCAUCUCAGUCGCAUAAGUUCUCCGCAAUCUUCCUAAAAAAAAAAAAAAAAAAAAAAAAAAAAAAAA